This is a messenger RNA of Sorex fumeus (smoky shrew), 348 nucleotides long. RefSeq names its product ribosomal biogenesis factor-like. The record is from RefSeq and is a predicted model, not a curated record. The transcript has a single exon. Gene Ontology annotation, cellular component: nucleolus. Lineage: Eukaryota; Metazoa; Chordata; Mammalia; Eulipotyphla; Soricidae. The coding region runs from base 1 to 348 and encodes 115 amino acids. Gene Ontology annotation, biological process: ribosome biogenesis.
AUGGCCAAAAGCAAAACAAGAGGGCAGAAGCCCAGGAAUGUGCUCCACAUAGCCACCCAAAACACUCUGAAGUGGAAAACAGAGCAAAAACCAGUCCCCACUCAUCUCAACAAGAUAAAUAUCGUGAACGAUGGAGAGGUGAACAGAAUGAAUAAAGCUUUUGGAGACAUACAGAAGGAGCUUGCCCAUUUCCCAAAAGGCCUUUCCCUGGAGCCUCUGCAGAAACCACUGAUUGCUCAGCAGUGUCAUGAAAAUGAACCAGUUACUGUUGAUGAAGCUGCAAAAGUAACGGCCAGUUGUAAAACAGCACGGACGAUGCAGCAAAUUCCCCCCAGGACCAAUACGUGA